This is a messenger RNA of Linum trigynum, 1467 nucleotides long. Lineage: Eukaryota; Viridiplantae; Streptophyta; Magnoliopsida; Malpighiales; Linaceae. The record is from the annotation of a GenBank genome assembly.
AUGGAGGUGACGGUGGCGAUGGCGGUGGGUGUGUUGGUCGGAGCACUGCCGGUGGUGGGGCUGGUAGCGUGGUGGUGGAACGAGGUGUGGUAUGCGUUGCCGGUGAAGUUCAAGCUGUCCGGCACCGGAAUCAGGCUUCCCGCCGGCCACAUGGGUUUCCCUUUCUUGGGGGAGAUGCUUACUUUCCUCUGGUACUUCAAAGUCGUCAAACGUCCCGACGACUUCAUCAACUCCAAAAGACGCAAGUAUGGCGAUGGAGCAGGUUUAUUCAGAAGCCACUUGUUCGGCCGACCGACGAUCAUAGCAUUUGCGCCGGCGGUGAGCAAGUACGUGUACCAGCAAGACGACGAAUUUAUCGUCGGGUGGCCCAGCGUGGAACUUCUUGGCCCAACUUCCCUCGUGGCAGUACAUGGGCCAAGCCACACCAGGCUCCGAAGCUUCCUCACCAAUGCUAUCAACCGGCCCGAUGCUCUUCGACGAAUCGCAUCCCUCGUCCAGCCGAACAUAGUUGCUGAAUUGCAAUCCUGGGCCCAAACUGGCAGAGUCAACGUUUACAAACAAGUCAAGAAGGUGACAUUUGAAAACAUUGGAAGAUUGUUUGCAAGUUUGGAGCCAGGGCCAGAGGUAGACGCCAUCGAGAUACUAUUCAAGGGUAUAGUGAAAGGGGUUAGAGCUCAACCUCUCAAGAUUCCCGGAACUGCAUAUCACCACGCGCUUCAGUGCAGGAAGAAAGCGAUGGACGUAUUCAGGAAAGAGCUAGAGAAAAGGAAGAAGAUGGAGCUAGAUGGGUUGGAGUCCAAGACAGAUGACUUAAUGGACGGGUUGAUGAGAAGCCAGGAUGAGCAAGGGAAUCGAUUGAGUGAGCAGGAAGUGCUGGACAAUAUCGUGAACCAUGUGAUUGGGGGUUACGAGUCCACUUCCCUUUCUAUCAUGUGGUCUAUUUAUUACCUUGCCUUGUACCCUGACGUUCUCAAGAAACUAAGGGAGGAGAACGCGACCUUACGCAAGAACAAGGCUGCUGGAGAGUUCAUCACAAGUGACGAUAUCUCUCACCUCAAGUACACAAAAAAGGUGGUGGAAGAAACAAUGAGGAUGGCCAACAUUGCAGCUUUUAUUUUCAGAUUGGUCACGAAAGAUGUGGAGUACAAAGGCUACAGAAUCCCAAAAAACUGGAACGUCGCGCUUUGGCUCCGAUAUUCGCAUACAAAUCCCGAAAAUUUCCAGGAUCCCAUGUGCUUCAACCCAGACCGAUGGAAUGUACCAAUAACCCCAGGAGCGUACCAAGUGUUUGGCGGAGGGUCGAGAAUCUGCGCCGGAAAUAUGCUGGCCAGGAUACAAAUUGCAAUCUUUCUCCAUCACUUGUCCACGGGAUACAAGUGGGAAUUGCUGAAUCCUAAUGCUCCAAUGAUUUACCUAUCACAUCAGAUUCCGACCGACGGCGUGGAGAUUUCGAUCGCCGCACUUUGA